Messenger RNA from Corticium candelabrum, 2427 nucleotides. Its product is annotated as protein fem-1 homolog C-like. The transcript has 2 exons. Lineage: Eukaryota; Metazoa; Porifera; Homoscleromorpha; Homosclerophorida; Plakinidae. The record is from RefSeq and is a predicted model, not a curated record. Gene Ontology annotation, molecular function: protein binding. The coding region runs from base 236 to 2197 and encodes 653 amino acids.
CCCUUCAACUCGUCCCCCGGAUAUGAUCAAAAAGUUGAUGAAAGACAUUAGGCUCAAGGCGAACUACGUAGUCAACAUAAAUUUGGUUGGCUUACUCAGACUUCUAUUUUAGUCCCGGUGACUAUGGCCACCAUCCGUCACUUGUAAUACGCAUGAUCAGGAAGUAGCUAAAGCUUCCGUUGUUAUUGCCUGGGAAGUGUUCGAGCUAUCGAGCUGGCGAUUUGAGGCGAUUGUAAUGGCUUCCGUUAGUUCCGACAAGACGCCAAAAUCGAGUUCUCGGCCGCGAGCGAAGACUCAAAUGGCCGGAGUGAGUCAACAGCUGUUAGAUGAGGAGCUCGAGCAUUCUGCGAAGUUAAUUCAUGCGGCAGUGAAAGCCAAAUGUGUGAAGGAUAUCCAGGAGGAGCUGGCGCGUCCUCUCAUUCGUAUGCAUCAGAGUCGGGUGCUUAAUACGCCUUACAAUCAGUGUCCGCCGUUGGUUUUGGCUUCUCGACACAACUGUGUUGAAGUGGUCGAGUAUUUGCUCACGCUGGGUGAGAUUGAUAUCGAGCAGACUGGUAUGGUGAUGUUCCUGCAUGAGGAGAUUCAUGGAGCUGCAGCCUUGUGGACGUCUGCUGCGUGUGGUCAUUUGGAGAUUGUCAAGAAGCUGAUUGACAGUGGAGCUGAUGUCACCCACUCGACUAACUCGGGUUCAACGCCUCUUCGGGCAGCUUGCUAUGAUGGUCAUUUGAAUGUGGUGAAACUUCUCAAGAGGCAAGGGUCAGAUAUCAAUAUGCCAAAUAAGUAUGGUCACACUCCUCUCAUGAUUGCAUGCUAUAAACAACAUGAUAGAGUUGUUCGAUAUCUUCUUAAUUGUGGAGUCGACGUCAAUCGACAGAGUGAGUUAAGAGGGAAUACGGCCUUGCACGAUGCUGCGGAGGCUGGCAAUACUCAAAUAGUCAACCUGCUCCUCGAGGCUGGUGCCACGGUGCAGAGGAGAGAUGGCGAUAUCAGCCCUUUGUUGUCCGCUGCUGCUGUUGGUCAGUCAGAUAUGGUCCAUUAUCUUCAUAAUCAUCGUUCAAUGAAGUACACGAAUGAAGAGUAUGUUGAAGCAAUGGAGUUGCUCGGAUCAGCAUAUGUUGAUCGCCAUCGUGACAACAACAGAGCGGUUGAAUGCUGGCAAAAGGCACUUGAUUUAAGAGAGAAGUGCACUUUCCGUGCUAUCAUUGAUUUUUCUCCACAAACGGCAUACAGAAAUGUUCAAAAACCAAAGUCUAGUGCUGAGUUAACAUCAGUGGCAUCCAAUCACGAUUCAGUGGAAAUGUUGGCAUUGGCUGUUCGUGAGCAGAUUCUUGGCAUUUCACAUCCUGAUACACCAUACUAUAUUCGGUACCGAGGUGCAAUCUUUGCUGAUCGAGGAGACUUUGAUCGUUGCAUGUUAAUGUGGACUUACGCUCUCGACAUUCAAAUCAAAGCUUUCAAUCCGGGACACGACAACAUUUACCUCACGCUCGGCUCGUGUGCAGAAGUACUUCAUCAUAUUUUGAGCCGUCACAGUGUUAUGCCGUCGUCCGUCAAGUAUGUAGUCGAUGUGACAGAGCUGGCAUUCACUGAACUACGACGCUGUCGCCUGACCAACUCUCGUUUUAUUUUCCGUAUUGCACGUGUCAUGCUUCAUUUAACCGGUAUCUGGCUGAAGGCUUUAGACAUGAAGUCAUCGGUAGUCAACAAUAAGAGGAGACUCUAUGAAAUUACAUACAACCUUGUCCAGAUGCAGCUCGUUAACGAUGAUGAAGAGACACUCCUUCAUUUAGCUGUCAGUCCAGAUAUCACAAAAAUACUUGAUUUUCCAGCAUACUCGUUCCCAUGUGAGGCUGUCUUAGCUCUAUUGAUUGCCUGUGGAGCAGAAAUCAAUGCCACAGACAAACACCGUCGCACAGCACUACAUACGGCCAUUAGGAAAUCCAACAAGCAUAACGCAGAGAGAGUAGCACAUAUCAUUUCACUGCUGGCAGAUGCUGGGGUCAGUGUCAAUGCAAGAGAUUGUUACAGAAAGAGAGCUAUUGACUAUGUGAAAGCAGAGAGUGAGGUGGCAGUUGCAGUUAGAAAGAGGUCUCCAAUUUGUCUUCAGGAGCUGGCAGCGGUUGUCAUUGUAGACACUGGCAUUGACAUUUCACAGAUUUUGCCGCUCAAACUGACAAAAUUUGUAAAUAUGUUCUAAUGUAGUGUGUCCGUGUUGGCAUGAGUUUAUCGCAAGCGAAUUGAUACUGAUGAUAUCAGUCUGCAGUAGAUUCAUCAGCUGGUUGCAAACAUGUAUCUACUGUAUGUAGUUUUUAAUUAUUUAUUGUUGAACUGGCACCUAGAGUGUGUACUCAUCGAUCUCCAUUGAUCUUCAUAUCUCGAUCUUGUUUUUGAAAUACACCGGCAAGGCGCUAAAUUUGUUCAGUCUUG